Molecule: messenger RNA, 2263 nt
Organism: Anopheles gambiae (African malaria mosquito)
Lineage: Eukaryota; Metazoa; Arthropoda; Insecta; Diptera; Culicidae
Product: coiled-coil domain-containing protein 149-B
Exons: 5
Coding region: 395-1963 (522 amino acids)
Source: RefSeq, a predicted model, not a curated record
CAACGGGACUACCAAAUCUGCCUGACAGAAGCGAUAUAAACAAAGUGCAGAAACUACAGAAAUAACAUCGUAAAAUUAAUGGAAUUCUGGUGAAAAUUCUACAAAACUCAACAUAGUGGGAUUGUCCGCUUGCUUACAAUUUUGGCCGAUCCUUUUAUAAGUGCGAAGUUAAACACACUGGAUUCAUAUCAAAUCAACCCGCUACAGCCCUUGAGCCCAAACCACGGAGCAGAGGGGCAAGCAAACAAAAAUCGAUGACAACAAUCAUUCCACGCAAUCGUUGCCUGCUGGCCAGAAAGUAAGAGUUUCCCAGAACCACCCCAUCAAAAGUUUCCAAUGUAAACCAAAAAGAAAAACAAACCUGUGAUCGGAAACGUAUCAAAAACAUUUAAAAAUGGCCACUGCAGCUAUGGCAAGAGGUAGAAAGAAAUCGGCCACCACCAUCGCACCCAAAAGUAACCAUAUGGAUACGGAAAGCGAUGAACAGGAGUACACAGCCCUCAGCCGGAAGCUGCAAAGCAAGGUGGAAGCGCUGAAAAUUAUGCGCUACGAGCUCGAGAAGUGCCGCACCGAGCGGGACCAGUUUAAGCUGAUGGCCGAAACGAUACAGCUGCGGUACUCCGCCAUCAAGAACAGCCUGAACGCGCCCGACUUCCAGGCGGCCGGGUUUGGCAACAGUUCCGCCGUAAGUCUGCUGGUGAAGCAAACGCGCGAACGCAACGAAGCGCUCACGACGGAGGUGGAAUCGCUCAAGCAGCGGCUGUACGAUCUCGAGGGCGACAUAAAGGUGGUACGAGCGCGAAACGUAGAGCUGCAGGACACGUGCGGCAAGCUGCGGGCGACCAACGAAUCGCUUCUCUCCGCGAACGGCGACCAGACUUGGCAGGCGGAAAAGUCGCAGCUCAUCGCGCAGCUGGAGCAGCUGCGGAAGCGGAACGCUCAGCUGCAGUACGACUUCCGGUCGCUGCUGGACGAAAAGGAGGAAACCGUCACGGAACGGGACGCGUACAAGUGCAAAGCCCACCGACUGAACCACGAGCUGAACGUUGCGCUGAGGGGUGCUGGUGGUGCUGGCGGUGCCUCCCAGACACUGCUGGACAUUGACGGGCUGAUACUGGAGAACAAGUACCAGGCCGAGAAGAUUGCCAACAUCGAAAACGAGCUAAGUUUGGCGCGGCAAGCAGCAAGCAAAUAUAAGUCCAUGCUGGAAACGAACCGGAAGAAGGGCAUUAUCAAGCUUGGCACUAACAACAAUAACAAAACGAUCAUGUCCCAUUCACAAGUGAAACACCUGCUGGAGAAUGGAACCGUCGACGAGCUGCCGCUCAAGGCGGCCACCAUAUCCGAUCUGAAAUCGCUCUGUCUAGCGCUGCUAGACAACGUGAACGACAAGAGUCUCGCUCUCUCGCAUCAGAAAAAGACGAACAAGCUGCUGGCUACAAAAAUAGCGGAACUGGAGCGACACAUCAAAACGCUUGCUGGCUGUGACGAUCGGGCCACUAUGGCGAGUCUCUCGCCGUCCCAGUACCUGCUGAACGGUUACAGCUCGGCCACGGUUGAUCACCACCAGGAGGGUGAAAUUAUUGUGCGACACGCUCGGGAAACGUCCGACCACACACUCGACCCGGCCGGCCCGCUAGAGGGCAACAGUUCCAGCGGCCCAUCGCACAGCGGUCAGCGCACGGAACCACUAUCGUCCAGCUCGAACAAGAGCUGCGUGCUGAGCUGCUCCGACGAGGAGGAAGAGGAGGAGGACGACGAUGACGUUGCUGGCCGCUGCACGGGCGACAGUGCGACGACAAACACCUCCAACACGGAAGAAUUGCAGGCAGCGAUCGCGCAGCUGGUAGCGUCCGUCGAACGUGAGCUUAGUGCGGACGAGCAGCUACCCCAACUGCCCGACGAUAUAGCGGCACUCAUCGAGCAGUUCAAGGAAGCGUCGUCCGGCGAUUGCACCUCCUAAACAGUCACCAUGCUGAUCUUGGCUGAUCUCUUUUGUUAUUUGCGUUUUUCGAAUCGUGUUGUACCCACCUCUCCUUACGCUAAAGCACCCUAUCCAGCCAAGAACAGUCGCUAACCUUUCCUCGCUAUGGCACUAUUGGAGCUGAUGGUGGUAAUUUAUUCCGCCCCGAACUCGAUUCAUCCUUCCGUGACGUCAGAUCGACGCAGCAGAAAAGAAAAAAAAAAACGUGUGACAGAUUUGAGCCGAACCGGAUCGGGAAACAAACAUGUUAUCAGUAAUAAACACUUGAACAGAACCGAA